This is a messenger RNA of Strigops habroptila (Kakapo), 4270 nucleotides long. RefSeq names its product mitochondrial rRNA methyltransferase 1 (gene MRM1). The transcript has 5 exons. The coding region runs from base 5 to 1294 and encodes 429 amino acids. The record is from RefSeq and is a predicted model, not a curated record. NCBI's taxonomy places the organism in Eukaryota, Metazoa, Chordata, Aves, Psittaciformes, Psittacidae. Gene Ontology annotation, biological process: rRNA methylation. Gene Ontology annotation, molecular function: RNA binding; RNA methyltransferase activity. Gene Ontology annotation, cellular component: mitochondrion.
GGUCAUGUACCCACCCGGAAGCGGCGCGGGGCCCCUCAGUGUCGGUGCCGCCGCCGCGGUCCCGGCUGUGUCCGGGGCUGCGCUCGGUGUGUUCCCGCGGGGCCGGGACCGCCUGAGCCCACGGGGAAGGGCCUUCGGGGCACUAAUGGAGCUCACGGCCCGCGUGUGGAGGGCCGCGGGGCUGUCACCCGCCUGCUGCAGGCCGUGGUGGCGGGCGGUGAGGGGCGGCUCGGCCAAAGGUGGGCCUGAGGCAGCACCGGGCCCUGGGGGAGGUGGCGGUCGGCUGCACCCCCCGGCCCUAAAGGAGGGUUUUAGGGCGUCCAGCACCUCCUCCGAGGGCCUGGCCCCACAGAGCCAGCCGCGAGCGGGGUCCUACGAGAGAGGGGCCCGGCAGGCUGCCCCUGCCACCGGGGAGCUGUGGGGCUCCAGAGAGGGCGGCUUGUGGAAGGCGAGGAAGAGGCUGGAGCGAAAGCCUCUGGUGAUUGCAAGGACUAAAGGCUCAGAGAUCUUGUUUGGGAUCGCCCCGUGUUCCCUGGCCCUGUCUCAUUCGAGAAGGGACCUGUUCAGGUUGUUCCUCAAGCAGAGCAGCGGCUCCCGGCAGCUUGUGAUGAGUGAGUUUGUCCUUCAGGCCACGGCCCGGGGGGUCCCUGUGCACCACGUCAACAGGAGGGAGCUGGAUGCUCUUUGCAGAGGUCAGGUCCACCAGGGAGUUUGUUUGGAGGCCACUCCUCUGCGUUUCAAGAGUUUGGAGGAAGCUGAAAACCCUGAUUUGGGGGAUGAAGCGCGUCCGAACCGGCAGCUCAUUUGGCUGGUGUUGGAGCAGAUCCAGGAUCCCAUGAACCUGGGAGCACUGCUGCGCUCCGCGUACUUCUUAGGGGUGGACAGAGUGGUGACGAGCCAGAGGAACAGCUGCCCCUUGACUCCAACAGUGAGCAAAGCUAGUUCUGGAGCUAUGGAAGUCCUCGAUGUCUACAGCACCGAUGAUCUCCAGAGCUUUUUGAAGGCUAAAGCUGCAGAAGGCUGGGAAGUCCUGGGAACAGUCAGCAAGCCUGAGGAUGCAGAGAGUAUCCCUGUCAUCAGCUGCUCGGAAUUUCAGUGGAAUAAACCUGUUAUUAUAGUAAUAGGUAACGAAGGGGAUGGGCUGUCCCUAGAGACACAGCUCCUGUGCCAUCGGAUGCUGGCCAUUCCCCCUGGCAGAGCCCUUCACCCCGGGAUCGAGUCACUGAACGUCUCUGUUGCUACUGGUAUUCUCCUGCACUCCAUCUGCAGCCAAAAGCUGAAGCCCGGUGACUGAAAUGCUUUAUUUGGUGGUGGAAGCUGCUCGGCGUUUUGCGGCUGUGCUCUGUGGAUAUGGAAGUGCCCUUUUCAGGGUCUUCAUCAUCACUGCAACUUUACGGGGAGAGGCACUGGCCUGAGCUCAGCUUGGUUGGCACAUCAGAACCCUGGCUUAAUGCUGAGGUCAGACACUUGUGUGUACUGGGUACCACCUCCCAUCAACACUUCAGAGGAGAGGCUGUAAGGAAUGGAAGCAAAGGUAGUUUUUUAAAGCAGACAGCCAUAUCCUUCAGUUCCUGCAGUAAAAUUCCUGGUGGUGGCUGUGAGACUUGUGCUGUUGCACAGGGGACUUUGUACAUUGCUCGUGCUGUGGAGAGAACUUGGGUUCUAGGUGAGAAACUGCUCGGCAGGUGCUGCCAUUGGGAGUGCCCUGAGCCCACCACCCCCUUAGCAGCCCAGAGGGUGCUGGUGAGAGCCAGGUAUGAUUUGGGACUACUCAGUAGCAAUUUCCUCAUGAUGAGGCGGUUUCUCUGUUACCUAUUGCUGCUUGAAUGACUGAAAACACCUCAGUGUUGUAUUCGGUUGUAAACAGGUCUUCAGCCCUGCCAAAGGAUGGACAUGAGCUGUUAGAAAACAGCUGUAGUGGGAAAACCCACUGUCCAUUGCAAUAAAGCCUCCAAAAAGAUUGGUUGUAGACUUGAAUCAAUACUUUUUGUGUCAUAUAUAAAUCCAGAGUGUGACUAGUGAAACAGAGAACUGCCUUCAGGUUGGAAGAGGAAUCAGGAGCUUGUUCUCUUCUUCCAGGGAAGUUUCCUUUCCAUGGUGGACCUGAUCUUUCUGGGUGCUGGGCUGCCCUAGCACCACCAUCCUGCUGAUGGCAUGGGCAGUGGGGUGAGGGUGGCUUCAUUUGCCAGAUAUCUUGGUUGAAACCAGGCUGAAUUACUGAGAACCAAAUGAAUGUUAUCACUUAGCACCUUAAUUAUUUUAUUUAGCUGCUGUGGCCCUUUGCAUACGAUUCCUCAUUAACACUUAAUUUACAGUGCCCUUUAGGGAUAAUUUCAAACAAUUCAGCUUAGUCUCCCCCUUCCCCCCUUCCAAAUGAACAAGUAAAUCACUCACAGUGACUAAUUAGGACUUUCCUUUCAGCUAAAUGAAGUCUGUAAACCUGUCUGUGGAUGUGGAGGCUUUUCACAUGUGUCCCUCCAAGGGCCUGGCCGUGGGGCUUGCGAUGCCUCAGGUGCCUGGGAUGGGGACAGGGCAGGAUGUGGAGCUCCCGAAAGGUGCUGAGUCCUCACUUGUGUGGCUGUAGCUCUGAUGGAGAGGGUGCCUGCCGUGGUGGCACAUACCCUGAGCUGUGUCUGCCCCUUUGCCCUCUCCAAGGACAACCCCCAAAUCCCUCUGAACAGACAGCAGUUGUGCCAAGCAGGGCUUUGUUGUCCAAAUCUGAAGGCAAGCUGGUGACUGAGCAACAGUAGCAUUGCUGGGGUGACACCUCUUGCAUUUUGUGGCCUGAAUUGUGUCUUUUCUUUCCUUUUUUCCUGUUUUAAUGCUGAAAUAAAUCAUCCGGGGGCUGAGGGGCUGCAGACCAGCCUCGCGACACAUGUCUCACCAUGGGUGCCCCAGCAGAGGGUGCCAGUGGCUCAGAUUUGCUCAUUCUCAGAGGAAAGAUUCAGCACUUGGGGCUGACUGAAUCCUUCCUUUGGAGCAGCAGGGAUGAGGAUAAAGCAGUUUCUUUAUUCUUGACCUAUAGGUAAGUAUAUACAUUUCCAAUUUCAUAGGAACUGCUGCUUCUCCUUUUAUUUUCUUACUUAUUUGAGCAGUACUUUAACAGAGAAGGCACUUCUGGCUUCAUGUGUGUUUGGGAAAGCCGGAUGUUGUAGGACUCUGCUCAGCCAUUCCAAAUGAGGAGGCAGGUGAGUAACAAUGGAGCAGCUACUUCUAAAAGGCUCCCCAAAAGCUUUGAAACCUCAGUGCCCACAGCAGUUCUCCCAACAGGGUGAUGUGGUGGAUGGAAGUUCCCACUUGUCCGUCAGUCCAACAGCCAUCACGACUCCCCUGCAGAUUUCCCUGUGCAGCCGCUGUAUCCGUGGAGCACCUUGAUUCAGCACUGGGUUUUCAGGCAAGGAUUACAGCGAGUUGCAUGAGGCUUGAAUUUUAAGAGACAGGAAUUUAAGCGUGUAACUAGGGCUGCAGCUCAGCCUUCUUUGCUUGAGAGCUGCAAUACAGGCUCCUGUGAGUGCAGUAAAUCCCACUCUGGAUGGCUCUGCUGUUCCCAUGUAGCCUGUUUCCCUUGGUGGUAAGUUCUGGCCUCACUUUGUCUCACUGGGAUCCCUCCUCUGGCCAGCUUUUGGAUGUAUCUGCCAUGGCUGAUGCUUUCUCCUCCUGCUCCAGGCUGAAGCCUGUGAGGAGUGCAGGGACCUCUGCACACUCACACCUUUGGAGAUGGAGCUUUGUGCUGUGUGACUUGCCCCUGAUCUAAUAAAUGCGAGCCAUUAAUUGGAUCAUUGCCCACUUCUCCAGUUAAUUUCCUGGGUAUUUUUAAAUGUUAAAAUGUAGUUUUUAUAGUCUUUCAUUAUUUUUAGCCUUAAGCUUCACUAUAAUCGUCCCUGUAAUGUAACUGUAAAAAACUCCCAGCGUUGUAUCAUAAAAGGAGGACAUUAAUUGUCAUUUUUUGUGUACAUCAGCAAGAUCAAAACAUGCUUCCUGAUUACUUCUGUUUGUACAUACAGUCUCUUUGAUAUUUAGAUAUGGAGAAAGUGUGCGUGUGUAAUGUGAAAGUCAGCUCUUCCCUCCCUGCUGCUUGGCAGAGGCUUAUUUACCAAAUUGAGUUUAAAAUUUAGUCAGUGCCCUUCCAAAAUGAUUUCUUAACAAUCAAAGUGUCUCUGAGCACAGUGGCAUGAUAUUUGUCCCCCUUGGUUCAGAAGAUGCGUGCCGUGCCUCGGCCUUUUUGUGCUCAGACAGGGGCAAACACAAACCUUUUCAUCUCCCAAAAUCA